Molecule: messenger RNA, 546 nt
Organism: Chilo suppressalis (striped riceborer)
Lineage: Eukaryota; Metazoa; Arthropoda; Insecta; Lepidoptera; Crambidae
Source: the annotation of a GenBank genome assembly
AUGGCUUUCUAUACAUGCAGCAGGUUAGGUAGUAGAUCUAUUCUUUCAACGUUAAACAGAUUUCCUAGUGUGUUGACCAAAGUCAAUUAUGCUCAAGCGGCAUCAGGGGUUCCUAAAAUAACAUACAAAAAGUUUGAACCACCACAAGAGGAACACCCUGACCUGAGAAAUGCUAAACUGAAGAGGCCAAUGUCACCACACCUUACCAUUUACUCACCACAGCUAACUAGUAUGCUGUCUAUUACUCACCGAACCGCAGGUCUGAUCUUAUCUACUUAUGUUAGUGCACUGGGUAUUGGUGCAUUGAUGCUACCUAAUGAUAUUUCUCAUUAUAUCACUAUGAUUGAAGGUCUCAAUUUGUCACCUGCUACAAUUUUCCUUGCAAAGGCGGUGCUUGCUGCCCCAUUCGGAUUCCACUUUGCUAAUGGCAUCAGACAUUUAUACUGGGAUACUGCUAAAGGCCUCACCAUCAAAGAAGUUUAUUCAACGGGAUAUGCUAUGUUAGCAACUGCUCUUGCUGCCACACUGUUCUUAGCUGCGUUAUAG